CGCGCAUGCUCAGAGCUCACAGUCACUGACCUGUCGCACUUCAGCACACUGUUCAUCCAGCAUCAAUGGGAAACCGCACUGCAUUCCUUGUAAACAACUCACUUCUCUGCGUGUCAAAUGCCAAAGGGAUCUGUCAAAACCAACGGAUAUGUCCGAAAGUUCCUCUGGAGUGAACACCAGCAGUGAAAGUUUUCCCAAGUCUCACUCGCACUACUCUGAGUUAAGCGACACACACACUCCUUUCUCUGUGGAACUGACUCCAGACUCUGGCAUUGUUGCCACUCCAUUGCCAUCCAGCCGCUUCAGGUUUGCCUCGUGGCACUGGCUAGAGGAGCAUGAUGUGCGUGGAGACCAGCUCGCCUGCCCCAGGGUCAGAGAGGGGCCUGCUGAAGACCAGCUGUCCCUUAACAGUGAAGACAUAUUUCUCAGAGGAGGCAGAAGGAAGAGGAGGGAGGAUGAAGGACAGAAAUGGGAAGAGAGACUCCAGGAGAACUGGGAGAACUGUGUGGUGCUGAACUUGUCUUAUCAGAACCUAGGAGAUCCAUACCAGCUGGAGAACUUCAUCCGCAUCCUGAGGAGACUGAUCCGGGUGGAGCGUCUGCAGCUGGUGGAUAACGCACUGAGAGAUCUCAGCUCUGUCAGACUGCCAAGAUGUAAAAUCCUGAAUCUUCACCGGAACAACUUGAUGUCCAUUCGUCAGCUGCCAAAGGUUCCUGAGAUCCAGCACUUGUGCCUGUCUGAAAACAGUAUUUCCUCUCUGAGCGAACUGUCCCUCCUGAGGAGCAUGCCGCUCCGAUCUCUGACCCUCAAACGCAACCCCUGCCAGUUUCUGGAGGACUACCGCUCACGCGUGUUCUCUUGUUUGCCAAAACUCCAAGUUCUGGAUGGCAUCCCAAAGCUACUGGAAGAUUCCGUGCCUACCUCUUCACCAGCAGCGUCCAGAUUCUGUACCAUUCUCUGAUGUUGAAACAGCUGAACCUGAAGCCAAGAUCCACUACUCAGAAAAAAUGGAUCGUAGGCAUCUGUUCGUGCUGCGUGUAAUUCAGACUAUUUGGUUGCUCAAUGACCAGCCAACCCUUUGUUCGGUUCACACUUUGUCCUGAGGACUGUUUUGACAGACAAGUCUGUUCUUGGGUGGUAUCACCUGAUGCCCGCCUGACAGUGUGUGAAGAAGAAGAAGCACAGAGAUUAAAUCAGAUACAGUCAUGUGACAUUGUUAGCAGCAGAUAACUGAUGAUGUCACAGCACCUGUUGGCUAAGCAUUUCAUGUUCUCAUGGACUGAACCGUAGAAACAAUAUCUUAGAUUGAAAUUAAAACUGUAACAGUGGUUGGGUUUGGAAAAAAUUGCCCUUGUUUUGUACAUCAUUGUGGGUCAUUCUAAAACUCUUAGCGUGAA
This is a messenger RNA of Carassius carassius (crucian carp), 1397 nucleotides long. RefSeq lists its product as uncharacterized. Bases 149 to 961 code for a protein of 270 amino acids. The record is from RefSeq and is a predicted model, not a curated record. The transcript has 8 exons. Lineage: Eukaryota; Metazoa; Chordata; Actinopteri; Cypriniformes; Cyprinidae. Gene Ontology annotation, molecular function: protein binding.